Messenger RNA from Hippopotamus amphibius kiboko, 2284 nucleotides. It is a transcript of the gene ACAD9, whose product is annotated as acyl-CoA dehydrogenase family member 9. Gene Ontology annotation, molecular function: acyl-CoA dehydrogenase activity; flavin adenine dinucleotide binding. The transcript is spliced from 18 exons. Bases 95 to 1987 code for a protein of 630 amino acids. NCBI's taxonomy places the organism in Eukaryota, Metazoa, Chordata, Mammalia, Artiodactyla, Hippopotamidae. The record is from RefSeq and is a predicted model, not a curated record.
AGGCGGGUGGCGUCAUCCGGCGGCGCGAGUCCGGGCGGGUGACUGAGACGCCGGGAGAGCGGCGGCGGCGGCGGCGAGCGCACCUCGGGGCGGCAUGAGCGGCUACGGGCUCCUCCUGCGGUCGGCGGCGCGCUCCUGCCGCGCGCUGGUGGCCUCCACGGCGAGCCGGCGCCCGCUGCGCACCAGUCCGCCGCGCCGAGCUUUCGCCAAGGAGCUCUUCCUGGGCAACCUGGAGAAGAAAGAAGUUUUCCCAUUUCCGGAAGUUAGCCAAGAUGAACUUGAUGAAAUUAAUCAGUUUGUGGGACCUGUAGAAAAAUUCUUCACUGAAGAGGUGGACUCUCAAAAAAUCGACCGGGAGGGGAAAAUCCCAGAUGCAACUUUAGAGAAAGUGAAGAGCCUGGGGCUUUUUGGGAUGCAAGUCCCAGAAGAGUACGGUGGCCUGGGCCUCUCCAACACCAUGUACACGCGGCUGGGAGAGGUCAUCGGCCUGGACGCCUCCAUCGCAGUGACGCUGGCAGCGCACCAGGCCAUCGGCCUCAAGGGCAUCAUCUUGGCCGGCAGCGAGGAGCAGAAGGCCAGGUACCUGCCCAAGCUGGCGUCCGGGGAGCACGUGGCCGCCUUCUGCCUGACAGAGCCAGCCAGCGGGAGCGAUGCCGCCUCCAUCCGGACCAGGGCCACGUUAAGUGAAGAUAAGAAACACUACGUCCUCAAUGGCUCCAAGGUCUGGAUCACCAAUGGGGGACUGGCCAGUGUUUUUACUGUGUUUGCAAAGACAGAGGUUAUUGAUUCUGAUGGCUCAGUGAAGGACAAGAUCACAGCAUUCAUAGUAGAGAGAGACUUUGGUGGCGUCACCAGCGGGAAACCUGAGGAUAAAUUAGGCAUCCGAGGCUCCAACACCUGCGAGGUCCACUUCGAGAACACCAGGGUGCCCGUGGAAAACGUCCUCGGAGAAGUGGGAGGCGGCUUUAAGGUGGCCAUGAACAUCCUCAACAGCGGGCGCUUCAGCAUGGGCAGCUCCGUGGCCGGGAUGCUCAGGAAACUGAUCGAAAUGACCGCCGAGUACGCCUGCACAAGGAAACAGUUCAACAGGAACCUCAGCGAGUUUGGAUUGAUUCAGGAGAAGUUUGCCCUGAUGGCUCAGAAGGCUUACGUGAUGGAAAGUAUGGCCUACCUCACCGCAGGGAUGCUGGACCAGCCCGGCUUUCCUGACUGCUCCAUCGAGGCCGCCAUGGUGAAGGUGUUCAGCUCGGAGGGCGCCUGGCAGUGUGUGAGCGAGGCCCUGCAGGUCCUCGGGGGCGCAGGCUACAUGAGGGACUUCCCCUAUGAGCGCAUGCUGCGUGACAGCCGCAUCCUGCUGAUCUUCGAGGGAACCAACGAGAUCCUGCGGAUGUACAUCGCCCUCACGGGCCUGCAGCACGCCGGCCGCGUCCUGACCGCGAGGGUCAAGGAGCUUAAGCGGGGCAACGUGACCACCAUCGUGGAGACCGUCGGCCGGAGGCUUCGGGACUCCCUGGGCCGAACUGUGGACCUCGGGCUGACAGGGACGCUCGGAGCCGUGCACCCCAGCCUCGCGGACAGCGCCCACAAGCUGGAGGAGAACGUGUACCACUUCGGCCGCACGGUGGAGACCCUGCUGCUUCGCUUUGGCAAGGGGGUGAGUCUCCACCCUGCCCUCUGUUCCCAGACCGUCGUGGAGGAGCAGCUGGUCUUGAAACGCGUGGCCAACAUCCUCAUCAACCUGUACGGGAUGACGGCCGUGCUGUCGCGGGCCAGCCGCUCCAUCCGUGUGGGGCUCCGGAACCAUGACCACGAGGUUCUGCUGGCCAGCAUCUUCUGCGCAGAAGCAUACUACCAGAACCUCUUCGCCCUGUCCCAGCUGGACAAGUAUUCUCCAGAAAAUCUCGAUGAACUGAUCCAGAAGGUGUCCCGGCAGAUCCUAGAGAAGCGAGCCUACGUCUGCGCCCACCCUCUGGAGCGGACGUCCUGAAGCAGGGGGACGGUUUUCCUGCUGCUGCUCGUGCCUUGCAGCAGGUGGAGGACUUGCUUUGUUGCAGGUUGGCCACGCCUCCCAGUCUCCGGACGGCCUUUCUCCAGGCCCCUGUGGGCACUGCUGCCUGACACGAUCCCAGGCUCUGAGUGCACACCGGGGGCCGCAGAGGGGCUGAGACGUGCCUUCUCGGGAGGCUUCCCGGUGGAAGCUGGACGGGGACGGGCAGGGACAGGUCUCAGCAGGGGGACCACUUCUGCCAGACCACACGUUCUCCAAGAAACAGCUUGAAAACUG